AUGGACAACAAAGAGCGCAGUGAUGUAGAGACAAAUGAUUUAGAGUCUCCGGAAGAGCCGAAUGAACAGCAGCAGAAUGAUACUGGUAGCAACAAUAUUGACAAAAAUCCAAACGUUUUCGAACUGAUCAUGAGCAAGAUAACAGAGACAUUCAAAGGCCUAGUUUCAUCAUCUCCACCCAGAUCUGGAGCAGCAGGAGUAUCAAGACUAUAUGCUGGUGCUUCCGUCAUGUUUCUUGGGCAGCCAUAUCCCUCAACAUCAGACAUCAAGUUUCUCGAUGAUUUCGAAUCUCGUCCAUGGAUCACAUACAGACACUCCUUUCCACCGAUACAGCCAAGCUCAUAUACUUCUGAUGUCGGCUGGGGCUGUAUGCUGCGUAGUGGGCAAAUGAUGUUGGCAAACGCCUUUAUCUAUCACUACUUGGGCCGUUCGUGGAGACGAUCACAGCUAAGGCUAGAUCGCAACUCGUGGAAUUCAUAUGUCAAGAUAUUAUCAUGGUUUGCUGAUUCCAACACUAGUCCAUAUUCUAUACAUCGUGUUGCUCUUAUGGGUCGACAGUUUGAUAAGGAAAUUGGGGAAUGGUUCGGUCCUUCUACCAUAUCUCAAGUACUCAAAGUUCUGGUACAGCAUCACAAAGAAACAGACUUGAAUAUACACGUUGCUAGUGAUGGUGUCAUUUAUCGAACAGACUUAACAUCCAUAUGGGCAAAGGACGGUGACCCCACACAAUCGCCAUCACCUGUAUCUGUCUUGAUUCUGAUUCCAUUAAGGCUCGGUCUGGAUCAGCUCAAUCCUGUAUAUUUUCCUGCCCUGCAGUCGUGUUUUGAGAUACCGCAAUGUGUUGGAAUUGCUGGUGGCAAGCCAAACCAUUCCUUGUUUUUUGUUGGUGUGGAAUCAGAUAAAUUGGUAUUUCUAGAUCCCCAUCAUCUGAGGCCGACUGUGGAAGUUAAAGACAUGGCGUCUUACACUCCAGAGGAUUUGGAUAGCUACCAUUGCCCAAGUGCUAGACUAGCUCCCAUCGCAUCUGUGGAUCCUUCGCUAGUCAUUGGAUUUUAUUGCAAGAACGAGGAAGAAUUUGAUGAGUUGUGUGCUCGAUGUCAAACGAUAUCACAAGGAAAGACUCCCUUGUUUACAAUAGCCGAGUCGCCGCCAAAUUAUGAAGAGUCGGUCGAUGUUGUUUCUGACGAUGAAUUUUGA
Molecule: messenger RNA, 1197 nt
Organism: Synchytrium microbalum
Lineage: Eukaryota; Fungi; Chytridiomycota; Chytridiomycetes; Synchytriales; Synchytriaceae
Exons: 7
Coding region: 1-1197 (398 amino acids)
Molecular function (GO): protein-phosphatidylethanolamide deconjugating activity
Source: RefSeq, a predicted model, not a curated record